AUGACAAAUGAAAGAUAUCACACAGUAUAUCACGUAAUAGACAUUUGCCAGCAAAACUGCAAGAGGUCUGCAUUUGGACACUUUACACCUGAGAUGGGUGUACCAAUCCAGUUAAAAGGGCCCUCAAGUUCAAAUGGUAUUGGUCGUGUGGAGAUAUUCUAUAACGGAAAUUGGGGAACGAUCUGUGACAGCCAAUGGGAUAUCAAGAGUGCUACAGUUGUGUGUCGUCAACUUGGUUACCAGAAAGCCCUUGCGGCCCUUAAGGGAAAUCUUGUUCCUUCUGGUUCAGGGCAGAUAUGGUUAGACAAUGUUCGUUGUUCUGGGAAUGAGCAAAAUCUGGCCAGUUGUUCCCAUAGAGGCUGGGGAGUCCAUGACUGUCAUCAUUCUGAAGAUGCUGGAGUGAACUGCUUUGGUGUAUCAAUCCAGUUAAAAGGGCCUUCAAGUUCAAAUGGUGUUGGUCGUGUGGAAAUAUUCUAUAACGGAAAAUGGGGAACAAUCUGUGACGACCAAUGGGAUAUUAAGGAUGCUAAAGUUGUGUGUCGUCAACUUGGUUAUCAGAAAGCCCUUGCGGCCCUUCAGGGAAAUCUUGUUCCUUCUGGUUCAGGGCAGAUAUGGUUAGACGAUGUUCGUUGUUCUGGGAAGGAGCGAAAUCUGGCCAGUUGUUCCCAUAGAGGCUGGGGAAUCCACAACUGUGUUCAUAAUGAAGAUGCUGGAGUGAAAUGCUUUGGUCUAUCAAUCCAGUUAAAAGGGCCUUCAAGUUCAAAUGGUGCUGGUCGUGUGGAGAUAUUCUAUAACGGAAAAUGGGGAACAAUCUGUGACAACAAAUGGGAUAUCAAAGAUGCUCAAGUUGUGUGUCGUCAACUUGGUUAUCAGGAAGCCUUUGCGGCCCUUCAGGGAAAUCUUGUUCCUUCUGGUUCAGGGCAGAUAUGGUUAGACGAUGUGCAUUGUUCUGGGAAUGAGCAAAAUCUGGCCAGUUGUUCCCAUAGAGGCUGGGGAGUCCACAACUGUCGUCAUUCUGAAGACGCUGGAGUGAGCUGUGGUAAUCGGCAUUUACAUUUUUGUAACCAAAUCUUAUCAAUCAGCUUCCUUCAAUCUUCAGCCUUGUACCCAGGCGCUUUAGUAGAAAAACAUAUAACGUUGCGUUCAGCUACUAUUUAG
Dendronephthya gigantea is the source of this 1158-nucleotide messenger RNA. Its product is annotated as deleted in malignant brain tumors 1 protein-like. Gene Ontology annotation, cellular component: membrane. The record is from RefSeq and is a predicted model, not a curated record. Bases 1 to 1158 code for a protein of 385 amino acids. The transcript is spliced from 4 exons. NCBI's taxonomy places the organism in Eukaryota, Metazoa, Cnidaria, Anthozoa, Malacalcyonacea, Nephtheidae.